Molecule: messenger RNA, 1090 nt
Organism: Branchiostoma belcheri (Belcher's lancelet)
Lineage: Eukaryota; Metazoa; Chordata; Leptocardii; Amphioxiformes; Branchiostomatidae
Product: ribokinase-like
Exons: 8
Coding region: 53-985 (310 amino acids)
Biological process (GO): D-ribose metabolic process
Molecular function (GO): ribokinase activity
Source: RefSeq, a predicted model, not a curated record
GUCAUCAGUGGCAGAUCUAUAUUCUGUAAACAUUACCACAUCGCCGUGAAGGAUGGCUGAGUUGGACGUGGUUGUUGUUGGAUCCUGCAACAUGGACCUCAUCAGCUAUGUUUCCCGCCUCCCCAAACCAGGAGAGACCAUCCAUGGGAACAAGUUCAGCCUGGGGUUUGGAGGGAAGGGUGCAAACCAGUGUGUCAUGGCAGCCAGGCUGGGAGCAGCCACUGCCAUGGUAGCAAAGGUUGGCGAUGAUGUGUUUGGAAGCAACUUCAUCCAAAACUUCAAAGACAAUGGAGUCAAUGUAGAUAAUGUUGAAGUGACAAAAGAAGCAUCCACAGGUGUGGCCCCCAUUGCUGUCAAUGAAGAUGGUCAGAAUUCCAUAAUCAUAGUGAGUGGAGCCAACCUGAAGUUGACUGCAGCUGAUGUGAAGGAGCAUGAAUCUGUUAUUACCCAGGCUAAGGUUCUAAUCUGUCAGCUAGAGAUUCAACCAGAAACUUCACUGGAGGCAUUGAGGAUAGGAAAGCAACACGGAGUUACCACCAUCCUGAACCCUGCCCCGGCAGAAGCCUCCUUGGAUCCAGAGCUCUACAAGUUGUCUGAUAUAUUCUGUCCUAAUGAGACUGAGGCAGAGAUACUGACAGGACUGCCUGUCACAACAGCAGAAGAGGCAGAAAAGGCUGCAGACGUCCUGCUGGAUAAAGGGUGUGAGAAGGUCAUCAUCACACUAGGAGAGAAGGGCUGUCUGUGUAAGUCUUCAGUGUCAGAGAAAGGCAUCCAUGUUCCAGCCAGGAAGGUCAGCCCUGUGGACACCACAGGUGCAGGGGAUGCCUUUGUGGGUAGCCUUGCUUACUACAUGGCCUGCCACAAAGACCUGAGGCUGGAAGAGGUGAUACAGAAAGCUUGUCACAUCUCCUCCAUCAGUGUGUGCAGCCCGGGGACUCAGACAAGCUUCCCUUACAGGAAGGACCUCCCAAAGGACCUCUUUUAAACUGAACACAGAAACAUGUUGUGCCAAUAGACUUUUCAGUCAAUUAAACUCAGUUAGAAUAUUUCAUAUAUGGUUGUGUAAUGCAAAAUGGGACCACAAAUGGCA